Molecule: messenger RNA, 6228 nt
Organism: Brugia malayi
Lineage: Eukaryota; Metazoa; Nematoda; Chromadorea; Rhabditida; Onchocercidae
Exons: 46
Coding region: 1-6228 (2075 amino acids)
Biological process (GO): proteolysis
Molecular function (GO): serine-type carboxypeptidase activity
Source: RefSeq, a predicted model, not a curated record
AUGGCUAAUCAGUUUUUCCGAUUUUUGCUCCUUGUAUUUUCUACAGUAUCCUCUCAUACUACCGUAGCAUUUAUUUGGAAUGAUGAUCGAAUUGUUAAUUUACCUGGAUUAACAUUUAAACCUAAUUUUGAGCAAUAUUCCGGAUUCUUACCAACAAAAACCGGAAAUUUUCUGCAUUAUUGGCUUAUCGAAUCACAAAAUAAUCCAUCAACUGAUCCAUUAGUUUUAUGGUUUAAUGGUGGAUUAGGUUGUAACUCACUUGAUGGUCCAUUGGCGCAAAUUGGACCAUUCCGCGUUAAUCAGGAUGGUGAAAGUUUAUUCGAAAAUAUUUACAGCUGGAAUAAGGUUGCUAAUUUAAUAUUUCUCGAAUCACCGUAUGGUAUCGGUUAUUCAUACAGAAAUACUUCAAUACCAUCAGAUGUGAUAUGGGAUGAUGAUAUGAUAGCUGAAGAUAAUGCUGAUGCAUUAGAGCAAUUUUUUCAACGAUUUAAACAAUAUCAGAAUCGUGAUUUCUACAUUACUGGUCAAGCAUAUACAGCAAUUCAUGGACCAAUGUUAGCAAAUGUACUGAUCAAACGAAUUCAGCAGAAUGGAAAUCUUUAUAAUAUCAAAUUAGCUGGCUUAGCUAUUGGAAAUGGUGCUUACAAUGAAAUGGACAGAAUAAAUUCAAUGAUUGCCUUGCAGUACUACAAUGGAAUGCUUGAUAAAAAAGAAUUUGAAAGUUUUACUAAUUGUUGUUUAACGGCUAUUCCCGGACCAUUGGCAUAUUGUAACUUUUCGCAGUUUAUAAAUUGGACAACAAAUAAACCCAUCGAUAAUAGUGAAUGUGCAUCCAAAAUAACGAAAUAUGCAUUUAAUAAACGAUUAGAAAAUUCUUUUAAUAAAUAUCAAGAUUGCUAUAUGGAUCCGAUAUCAACGGAUGAUAUAAAAAUAAUGAAAACAAUGAAUUAUCAACAACAACCAAUGUUUAAUGUAAAUUCACCUGAAACAUUUAUCGAUCAAGGUUCACUCAUAAAUAUUGAAUCAACUGAUGCACAAUAUGGUUUUCCAUGUUGGAUUAAAAAUGCAAUAAAAAAUUAUUUAAAUUUAUCAACUGUACGAGAAGCAUUAAAUAUUCCCAAUAAUUUACCAUCUUGGUCAAUGUGCAGUAAAAUGUUCCAAUCGAAUUAUAAAAGAAAAUAUCUUGAUAUGAUGCCUAUUUUUCAAUCAAUUAUUCAUCAUUUCCCAUUAAUUUAUCCAAAUGAUAUACGAAUAUUAAUUUAUAAUGGUGAUGCUGAUAUUCAAUAUAAUUUUUUGAGUAAUGAAUGGUUUGUGAUGAGAAUUACUAAUAAUUAUCCAAAAUCAAAUCGUAAAUUAUGGACUUAUCAAGAAAAUUCAGAAUUUCUUGAGCAAUUAGCUGGUUAUUAUCAGCAAUUUUUUAUGAGUGAUUAUGUGACAAUUGAUUAUGUCACUGUAAAAGGUGCGGGUCAUUUUGUACCGUUGGAUCGCGGUGGACCAUCAUUGCAAAUGUUUGCAAAUUUUAUUGAAAAAGCAAAUUAUAGUAGUAUUUUGAGUUAUGAUACAAAACCAAAAUCAAUUCUUCCACAAUAUCAACCAGUACCACAAAUAACUCCAACACGCAAGCAACGUGAUCGUAUAUGGAAUUUACCUGGAUUAACCUUUGAACCAAAUUUUAAGCAGUAUUCUGGCUAUCUGAAAGCUGAUUCUGGCCAUUUGCAUUAUUGGUUUGUUGAAUCACAACGCAAUUCAUCCAACGAUCCGUUAAUAUUAUGGUUAAGUGGUGAGCCAAGCUGUAGCUCACUUAAUAGUUUCUUUUCCGGAAAUGGGCCAUUCCGGUCAAAUUCAGAUAAUAUGACAUUGUCGGAAAAUAAUUACUCAUGGAACAAAAUAGCAAAUGUGCUUUACCUUGAUUCAUCACGUUUCAUUGGCUUUUCAGAGGAAAUUCUUUCGAUAAAUGAAUUUGAUUUUAAUAAUAAUAAGACUGUUACAGAAGUCUUUCAUGCUUUGAUGGAUUUUUUGACUGUAUUUCCGGAAUAUAUCAAUCGUCCAUUCUUCAUUACUGGUCACUCAUAUGCUUCUUUAUACAUUUUAAAAUUAUCAGCUCAAAUUAUUAAUCGAAUUCAGAUUGAAAAAACUAAUGAUUUAAAUCUCGUUGGUAUUGCAAUUGAAAAUGGUAUGUUAAGUAAGAUCGAACAGUAUAACUCAUUGAUUACGAUACUUUCAUACAAAGGAGUAAUCGAUUAUGAGUAUUAUUUGAAGCUUAUGAAUUAUUACAAAAAUUCAAGCACUACUCAACCGGAAGCAUAUUUUGAUUUCUCGCAAUAUGUUGAAUUUCCGGAAUAUGGAAAUGUUAUUCCGAUUGCAAAUAUCAGUUGUGGUGAUUAUUUAUCAUCUGUUCGUGAUUAUAUGUGGGAAAAUCACAAAUUUCUUUAUGAAAGUAUUCAUUAUCAAUGCAAUAAUAAUCAAAGUGAAAUGGCAGAUGAUAAAACGAUUAUUCUCCCUAACUUUAGCUUAUCAAUGUAUGCAAGAUCACAAAAUAAUUAUAACACAAUUGAUGGAAUGAGAAAUUUUUAUUGGCAUAAAUCAUUAGCUGUUGCAAAUUAUCUGAAUCAACCGGAAGUGCGUUUUGCAUUACACAUUCCGUCAACUAUUAGUAAAUGGAUUGCAUGCAAUCCAUCAGCAAAUCUUAUCAAUGAGCAACGAUACAACGAUACAACAAUACUUUUUCAACAAAUAUUAAAUUCCAAUUAUCCUUUAAAUAUUCUCAUUUAUGAUGGUGAUGCUUCAACCAGUUAUCAAUUCAUUGGAGAUGAAUGGUUUAUUGAAAAGAUAGCAAAAAUGUAUUCAAUGGUAACUGUUCAGGAACGAAUUCCAUGGAUUUAUCAUAAACAAAUUGCAGGCUAUCAAAAAAUAUUUAAAAUGUCAACAAAAAUAGAAAUAUCUGAAAAUAUCGAAGUAUUUAAGGGCAAACUUCAAUUUGUUAUUAUUAAGGGUGCUGGCCAAUUUAUUUCAUUUGAUCGACCAGGCCAAUUACUUCAAAUGUUGAAUAAUUUUUUGGAACAAAAUGACCUUUCAACUCCAAUACCUAUAAGUGUAAAGUUUAAACCAUUGAAAAAACAAUAUGAAAUAUUAGAACAGAUUGUAAGUGAAAUUGGUUCAUCGUGUAGCGAUCAAAAUUUAUUCAUUGAUGAAAAAUUAGAUGCAAAUAAAUCUGAUGACAGUAUGCCAGGACAAACUUUUUGGUAUAAUUUAAAAACUGUAACUGGACAUUUAGACGAUGGCCAAGGAAAUGAUCGUUUUUAUUGGUGGUUUCCAUCAACAAAUCAAAUGGAUCCAUUAAUUAUAUGGCUUGGUGCUGCUCCAAAUUGUACCAUAUUUUAUGAUAUUUUUAGUAACAUUGGCUUAUAUCGUUUAAAUAAAUAUGGAAAUAUGCUAUAUGAAAAUUCAUAUUCAUGGGAUCGAGUUGCAAAUAUAUUAUUUUUGGAAACAAUUCCAGCAGAUAUUGGCUAUUAUUCAUCAAAUAGUACGAUAAAAUUUUAUAAUGAAACUACGAUUGUUAAUGGUUUAUUGUAUGCUAUUCAAAAUUUUUAUAAAACAACAAUUGGUUCAAAUUUUCAUCAAAAUCCUUUGUAUAUAUUUGGCCAAGGUUAUGGCAGCUAUUAUGCUCUAUUAUUAGCUCAGAAAUUAAUUAAUUUUUCUGAAAUUCCAAAAUUAAUUGGAAUCGGUUUGGGUAAUUCAUUAUUAGAUUAUAAAACUUUAAUCAAUAUUAUGCCAAAUGAAUUAUACUAUAAUGGUUUAAUUGGUAAAAUUGAAUUGGAUCAGUUAAUUCCAUGUUGUAUGGAUGAAAAUGGUAUUUAUCAAGAAUUUUGUGAAUUAAUAGAGUAUAUAAAAGUUGAUAAUUAUGAUAAUAUUAUUCCCAAAAUGAAUUCAAAAUGUUCAAAACUUGUUGCAAAAUAUAUAACAGAGGGAAUGUUACAACGAAGGAAUCUAUCAUUAAAUACUUAUCAUAGUUGUAAUGAUAAUCUAAUUGAUACUGAUUAUAAUGGCAAACAAAUUGAAAAGAAUUCAAAAGAUAUGUUCGCAUCAUAUCAGUGCUAUAGAAAUGAUGCAAUUAGCAAAUAUUUUCGAUUUAAAAAAGUACAACAAUGGUUGAAUAUUUCUAAUAUAAUAUCAGAAAAUCAAUUUUGCAAUCCAUCAUUAUCAUAUAAUGCAUACAUUUCUGCCAAUAUGUCAUCAUUAUUUCAACAAAUUCUUCAACAAAAUCAACAAAUUCAAAUUCUUAUAUUCGAUGGUGACAGUCAUUUACAAAGCAAUUUUCUUUCAAAUGCAAUUUUUAUUGAACGAUUUGCGAACGAAAUGAAUUUAACAGUAACAAAAAUGCGAAAUACAUGGACAUAUCAGAAAUCAAAGAAAUCAUUAAAUGAGAAUGCUGGAUUUGUAAAAUUAUUUAAAUAUAAUCCUACAGGUGCAACAAUUCAUCUUCUUACAGUAAAGGAUGCUGGUUAUCAUAUAGGCUUAGAUCAGCCAGUAGCAGCGCUACAAAUGAUUAUUAAUUUUUUAAAUAAAAAUUCAUCCAAUGAAAUGGAUGAAAUUUCAUUACCACGUCAAACACUUUUAGAAUAUCAACCAAAAAAAAUACAACAAACAACACAACAAUUAGCUGAUCAAAUAUUUGACUUACCUGGUUUAACAUAUGCUAUUAAUUUCAAUCAAUAUUCAGGUUAUUUAAGAGCUACCAAAGGAAAUUAUCUUCAUUACUGGUUUGUGGAAUCACAGAAUACACCUAGCAUUGAUCCAUUGAUAAUUUGGUUCAAUGGUGGUCCAGGAUGUAGCUCACUUGGUGGUUUAUUCAUCGAAAAUGGCCCAUUUCAUUUAAAUUCUGAUGGGAAUACUUUAUUUGAAAAUGUCUUCUCAUGGAAUAAAUUAGCAAAUAUUUUAUACAUUGAAUCACCACGACAAGUUGGUUUUUCAUAUCAAAAUUGGUCAAUUAAUCCAAGCACUGAAUUUAAUGAUACAUUGACAACAAUUGAUGCAUAUGAAGCGAUUGUUGAUUUUUUCAAAAUAUUUGCUAAUUUUAAAACAAAUGAUUUGUACAUUGCUGGUGAAUCAUAUGGUGGCAUUUAUGUUUCAACACUUACAGCAUAUAUCGUUGAAAAAAUUCAAAAACAAAAUGUAGAAAUGAAUUUAAAAGGAAUGAUUAUUGGUAAUGGUUAUUUGAGUGCUAUCAGUGAUGUUCGUUCAAUUGCUGAUUUUAUGCAUUUUCAUGGAAUCUAUGAUAAAAAUAUUUGGGAUGAAUUACAACAAUGUUGUCCACAACGAUACGAUGAUAAGCCAACGAUAGAAUGUCAAUUUGAUGAUUACAUUGAUAUUGAUAGUGCUGGAAAUGUGAUAUCAAAUGCUAAUGCAAAUGCCACAUGUGCUGAAUUAGUUAGCAAUCUUGCAUUUAACUAUUUUCUAACUUCAAUGAAUGAUGAAUAUAAUUUACAUCAAGAUUGCUAUCAGUUAUUUGAACCGGUCUUUCCGGUAAACAAUAAUAAUCAACAAAAACAUUUGUUACUUAGUGCAGUAUCAUCUUCAGGGAAAAAACUUCAAAUCAAAACACAACUAAUGCAAAGUAAAGUUAAUAUUGAUACUCCAUACAUACAGCCACGAACUAUUUAUACACAUUCAACUGAUUCACUUGGUGGUUUUCCAUGCUAUAUGUAUGGAAGUACCACGCAAUAUCUCAAUCAACCUUACGUACGUGACGCACUUCAUAUACCAAAUUAUAUUCCAUCAUAUCAACUUUGCAACUUAAAUAUUACUUAUGAUAGUUUAUACAAUGAUACAACAUUACUCUUUCAACAAUUACUUAACAGUAAUUAUUCAUUAAAUGUUCUACUGUAUAAUGGUGACUUAGAUACUGCAUGCAAUUUUUUGCAAGGUGAAUGGUUUAUGGAAAAUUUUGCAAAUUCUAAUGCUAUGAAUAUGAAUGAAAAAAAUUCCUGGCUUUAUCAAUUAAAAAAGCAAUCAGCGCCACAAAUUGGUGGUUAUAUAAAACGUUUUGAGAAAAAUGAAUUAACAAUUGAUUUAGCUACUGUUAAGGGUGCAGGUCAUAUGGUUCCAGUAUAUCGUGCUGGUCCAAUUUUGCAAUUAUUAACAAAUUUUAUACGUCGCAACGAAUAUAAUGAUGCAUUAGCAUUUACUUUAGAUCGUAAACCAUUAUUACCUCAAUUUAUGGAAAAGUGA